Cylas formicarius (sweet potato weevil) is the source of this 2678-nucleotide messenger RNA. RefSeq names its product calpain-7-like. The coding region runs from base 205 to 2637 and encodes 810 amino acids. Gene Ontology annotation, biological process: proteolysis. The transcript is spliced from 10 exons. NCBI's taxonomy places the organism in Eukaryota, Metazoa, Arthropoda, Insecta, Coleoptera, Brentidae. The record is from RefSeq and is a predicted model, not a curated record. Gene Ontology annotation, molecular function: calcium-dependent cysteine-type endopeptidase activity.
UACGUAGAAGCGUAGUUCAAUAAGAUGUUUACUUUAGUUGCCAAACGUCAGGGGAUGAGGUUAUUUUGAAGUUCGUUUAUGACUGAUAAAAAUAUUCAGCGAAUGUGCAAAUACGGUUAAUAUAAUUUACAACGUUUUGUAAUGAGGUUAUUGCUCAGAAUUCGGAGGACCGCCGAUAUUUAACUGUAGUGCAUUAGGGCAAAUAUGACCACUCCCGGGCACUUAAUAAAUAAUGCUGUAGCCGCUGCCAAGACGGCAGUGAAAUUUGAUGAGGAAGGACAGUUUGAACCUUCCGCGUAUUAUUAUGAAGCGGCAGCUGUGUUAUUGGACCAAGCCGCUCAAGUUACAGAGGAUGGUAAUUCAAGUUCCUUAAAACAAAGGGCAUGGGAAUAUAGAAAUAGGUCAAUUGAGCUGAAAAAAAAAUCGAAUGUGUGUUCCAAGCUUCUCGAAGAAGAUGAAAAUAAAAAGAUAGUUAGACAAAGCUAUUUUUUGCUGCAGCAAGCUAUUGAAGAAGAUGAGCAAGGUGAUAAGGAGGAUGCUAUUGAAUUAUAUGCAAAAGCUGUUGAGUACAUUACUAAAUUUCCUGAGUUGAUGAAAGGAGAAUUGAAAGCAAUGGCACUACAAGCUUUGGAGAGAGCAGAGCUACUAAAAGGAAUAAAACAGGAAACUAUACCCCCAACUGAUAUUGUUCCACCUCUCAUUUCUAAUGUUAAAGUGACAACUUCUAGUUCAGUAAAAAAUCAUCCAACUUUACAUCGAGGCACUAGUGUGCAUCUUCAAGUAAGCGGGCAAGAUAUUUAUAGUGAAAAUGAAAAGGCUGUAUUAUUGCACACUUCAAAAAUUAAUGGUAGAGAUUAUGUGCCUUUCAUGAUAGUCGAUUUGAAAGAAAGAUUUCAAUAUUCAAUACCAUUCACUGACAAAGAUGGGGAACUUGAACUUGCUCCAAAACAAAAACGGGAAUUUUAUAAGUGGGCCAGACCUGAACAACUUUGCUCAGACCCUUGCAUAGUGAAUGGCAAUGCUCCAAAUUACCUCAAUAUCAAACAGACUGUUAUUUCUGAUUGUUCAUUUGUAGCCAGCUUAGCUGUAAGUGCCUUGUAUGAAGCUAGAUUUGGGCGAAAGUUGGUGACUGCCGUUGUUUAUCCCCAGUCCCGAGAUAGAAAACCAAUCUAUAAUCCUUUUGGCAAGUAUAUGAUAAAAUUACACAUUAAUGGAAUACCUCGAAAAGUUAUAAUAGACGAUAAUUUACCAAUUGAUCGACAUGGUAGGCUGCUAUGUUCAUACUCAAGUAAUAAGAACGAAUUUUGGAUUUCAUUGUUAGAGAAAGCUUAUAUGAAGGUGAUGGGAGGGUACGAUUUUCCUGGAAGCAAUAGUAAUAUAGAUCUCCAUGCUUUGACUGGUUGGAUUCCAGAAAGAGUUGGUAUUAGGCUUAAAGAAGCUGAUUUUAAUAAGGAUUCCCUUUUUACCACUUUGGAGUCAAGACUAGCCAAAGGUGAUGUUUUGGUUACAGUGGCUACUGGGGAAUUAUCUGAUGCUGAUGCGGAGAGAAGUGGCUUGGUCGCCACUCACGCUUACGCAGUGAUGGAUGUCAGAACGGUGAAUGGGGUGAGACUUUUGAAGUUAAAAAAUCCUUGGUCACAUUUGAGAUGGCGGGGUAACUAUUCAGAGCUGGAUACGUACCACUGGACUCCUGACCUUCAAAAACUACUGAACUAUGAUCCAAAUAGUGCGGCCCAGUUUGACAACGGCGUAUUCUGGAUAGACUUCGAUAGCGUGUUGAGAUUCUUUGACGUGUUUUACAUGAAUUGGAACCCGGAGCUGUUUAAAUUCACAUAUUGCAUCCAUCAGAUGUGGCACGCGGGCACUGGUCCCGUUAAAGACCUCUACACUUGCGCUUCAAACCCUCAGUUCUCCCUCAAUGUUCAAUCCGAUGGUGCAGGGGCCGUGUGGAUUUUAUUAAGUAGACAUAUUACUGAUAUUGAGGAUUUUCGAAAUAAUAAAGAAUUUAUAACUGUUUUUGUUUAUAAAAGUGGGAAGAAGGUUUAUUAUCCAUACGACCCACCUCCUUAUAUUGACGGAGUCAAAAUCAACAGCCCUCACUAUUUAUGCAAGAUUAUUCUGGGUCCCGAAAGCAGCAGAAAUUUUACAAUUGUUAUUUCGCAGUACGAAAAGUGCACCACUAUUUAUUAUACUUUGCGAGCAUAUGCCACCUGCCCUUUUCAACUAUCAGAACUUGAGGAUCCCUAUGUAGAACAGAAAGAGGUCACGGGUGAGUGGAAGGGACCCACGGCCGGUGGUUGUCCCAACCAUCCUGCCAGUUACCCCAACAAUCCCAAGUUUAGAAUAAAUAUUGAUUCGGUAUCUGAUAACAAUCAUCUCUUAAUAGAAUUAAAAGGUCCGAAACAGUACCAGAUUGGACUGGAAGCCGUUAUAAGACAAGUUAACGAUGAGAACAUUACCGCCCCUUUUAGAUCCAAGUCUUCAGGGCCAUACAGAUCGGGUUACGUCGUGUUGGAAUUAUCUAACUUGCCCUCGGGUGUUGUGGAUAUUAUCCCUUCCACGUUCUUGCCGCAGCAGGAAGGACCGUUCAUACUUAAUGUCAAGGCUUCCUGCCAAUUUAAAUUGUCGAGGGCAUAAAUCGAUUUUUCGUUAUGAAGUUACAUUUGUUAUAUAGAUUA